AUGGCAGAAAUUUUUCUCAGAGAAUUCUCUAAGUCUGUUUAUAUUCUGUGGGUGGCGGUAGCCCGGUGGCGGAGCGGUGGUUGGUCGAAAAAAAGGGUCGGGAGGGCCGCUGGGGUGGCGGGCUGUGGGAGGCGGUCGGGGAGCGGAGCGACGGGGGCCAGGGAGGAGGCUGCAUGGUCUGUGGCGGGGGCCACAAGGAGCCGGAGGCACAGGGAGCGGAGGGUCGGUGGCUGCGAGCUGCAGGGAUCUGGAGGAGCGGGGAGUGGAGGGCCGAUGGCUGGGGACUGGGCGGUAGAGGAUGCAGGCGGUGUGGGGAGCGGAGGGUCGCAGGCGGAGGUGGCAACAGCAGGGUCGCUAGAGGGAGACCGGAAGGGGGCCGGCGGGGGCCUGGUUGCUGGAGCCAGAGCCGGGGACAACUGGUGGCGCUGGGUGGGGCUGACCUGA
This is a messenger RNA of Cryptomeria japonica (Japanese cedar), 444 nucleotides long. RefSeq lists its product as uncharacterized. The coding region runs from base 1 to 444 and encodes 147 amino acids. The record is from RefSeq and is a predicted model, not a curated record. Lineage: Eukaryota; Viridiplantae; Streptophyta; Pinopsida; Cupressales; Cupressaceae. The transcript has 2 exons.